Molecule: messenger RNA, 7350 nt
Organism: Drosophila elegans
Lineage: Eukaryota; Metazoa; Arthropoda; Insecta; Diptera; Drosophilidae
Gene: Tollo
Product: toll-like receptor Tollo
Exons: 1
Coding region: 545-4645 (1366 amino acids)
Biological process (GO): signal transduction
Molecular function (GO): protein binding
Source: RefSeq, a predicted model, not a curated record
ACUUUGAGCCGAGCGGACGCGCGUUGUCGUUCAGCGGAUGAAUUAAAAAAAAAAAAAUAGAAGAGAAAUAUCGCCUCGAAAUAAUUUAGAACAAGCAGUGUGGCACAAUUUAUCAAACGCGCUAUCGCACCCCCCACUUGGAUUACGGUCAACGCGAAACAACAACUACAGCCGAGAAAUACUAAAAAGAUAUAGAAACGAAAUCGAAAUUGAAAACAAAAAAUCAAAAUCAAAGCAUAAAAGAAAUCAUAGGCAGCGGGAGAGAAAAAACAAGAAAAUCGUUUUAGAAAAAGCAUCAAAAAAUCGUUGAUGUGGUGUUGUGAAAAGUGGCGAUUGUGCAAAGCUGUGUAAGCGCUAUAAAACCAAAACGAAACGAAACAAAACAAAACCAAAUCCCAAGUAAACACAAAAAAAACACACACAAAAUGGGCGAUAAAUAGAACGAGCAGUGAAAGCGCAAUAGAAGGCUGCCCCCCUUCCAUUUAGCCCCCUUCAAAAAAGUGGCCAAAUCGAAGUCCCAUUCGCAGUCUAGGAUCCAUACACAAUGCUGGCCACCAGCCACAUGCUGUACGUGCUGAUCGCCACCUGGGUGAUACCCAUUUUCGGGGCGGCCCUCAGCAAGACGGUGUUGUACCAGGCCCCAGAUGAGUGCCGCUGGUCCGGCGGCGGUGAGCACGACAUCACUCUGGUCUGCCACCUGAGGACCAUCAACUCGGAGCUGGAGAACACCAACUUUAGUGUGAUCCAGCCGCAGAAUACGGUGCGCCUGCGCCUGGAGUGCAACGACGCAUUGUUCUUCCAGAGCAGCCUGAGUCCGGACAGCUUCCGAUCGCUGGUGGAGCUGCGCGAUCUUACCAUCGAGUACUGCAAGCUGGGCAACCUGACGGACGGCUCCUUUCGGGGUCUGCAGGAGCUGCGGAAUCUCACCAUACGCACGCAUAAUGGCGACUGGUCCACCAUGUCGCUGGAGAUGGCCUCCAACAGUUUCGUGGAGUUCCGCCAGCUGGAGCGACUGGAUCUCAGUCUGAACAACAUUUGGCUGAUACCCGAUGGCAUGGUCUGUCCGCUGAAGUCGCUGCAGCACCUCAAUGCCUCGUACAACAAGAUCCAGGACAUAAGCAACUUCUAUUUUAGUGCCUCGCUGAGCUCCAGGAAGGCACGCGUGUGCGGAUCCACGCUGCAGAGCCUGGACCUGAGUGCCAACAAGAUGGUUAGUCUGCCCACGGCCAUGCUGUCGGCGCUGGGCCGGCUGAGCCACCUGAACAUGGCCAGGAACAGCAUGAGCUUCCUGGCCGACCGAGCGUUCGAGGGACUGCUCUCGCUGAGGGUGGUGGACCUGUCGGCCAACCGCCUGACCUCCCUGCCGCCGGAACUGUUCGCGGAGACCAAGCAGCUGCAGGAGAUCUACCUGAGGAACAACUCCAUCAAUGUGCUGGCCCCCGGCAUUUUCGGGGAGCUGGCCGAGCUCUUGGUCCUCGAUCUGGCCAGCAAUGAGCUCAACUCGCAGUGGAUCAAUGCGGCCACUUUUGUGGGUCUCAAGCGCCUGAUGAUGCUGGAUUUGUCGGCCAAUAAGAUCAGUCGCCUGGAGGCGCACAUCUUUCGACCGCUGGCCAGUCUGCAGAUCCUCAAGCUGGAGGAGAAUUACAUUGAUCAGCUGCCGGGUGGCAUUUUUGCGGACCUCACAAAUCUGCACACUUUGAUCCUGUCGCGCAAUCGCAUAUCGGUCAUCGAGCAGCGAACUCUGCAGGGUCUGAACAAUCUGCUGGUGCUCUCGCUGGACUUCAAUAGGAUAUCGCGGCUGGAUCAGCGAUCCCUGAUCAACUGCAGCCAGCUGCAGGAUCUGCACUUGAACGACAACAAGCUGCAGGCGGUGCCCGAGGCGCUGGCCCAUGUGCCGUUGCUCAAGACGCUCGAUGUGGGCGAGAAUAUGAUCGGUCAGAUCGAGAAUACCAGUAUCACCCAGCUGGAGAAUCUGUACGGCCUGCGCAUGACGGAGAACUCGCUAACCCACAUCCGGCGCGGUGUGUUCGAUCGGAUGAGCUCCCUGCAGAUCCUCAAUCUGUCGCAGAACAAGCUCAAGUCCAUCGAGGCGGGCUCACUGCAGCGGAACAGCCAGCUGCAGGCCAUCCGGCUGGACGGCAAUCAGCUGAAGUCCAUUGCCGGACUGUUCACCGAACUGCCCAAUUUGGUGUGGCUGAACAUCUCGGGCAAUCGGCUGGAGAAGUUCGACUACUCGCACAUACCCAUCGGGCUGCAGUGGUUGGAUGUGCGGGCCAACAGGAUCACCCAGUUGGGCAACUACUUCGAGAUCGAGAGUGAACUCAGUUUGAGCACCUUCGAUGCCAGCUACAAUUUGCUGACCGAGAUCACGGCCAGCUCGAUACCGAACAGCGUGGAGGUGCUGUAUUUGAACGACAACCAGAUCUCCAAGAUCCAGCCGUACACGUUCUUCAAGAAGCCCAAUCUGACGCGCGUGGAUCUGGUGAGGAAUCGGCUGACCACCUUGGAGCCCAAUGCCCUGCGACUGUCGCCCAUUGCCGAGGAUCGCGAGAUCCCGGAGUUCUACAUCGGGCACAAUGCCUACGAGUGCGAUUGCAACUUGGAUUGGCUGCAGAAGGUGAACCGCGAGUCGCGCACUCAGCCGCAGUUGAUGGAUCUGGACCAGAUCCACUGCCGUUUGGCCUACGCCCGCGGCUCCUCACAUGUGUCCCUGAUUGAGGCCAAGUCGGACGACUUCCUCUGCAAGUAUGCGUCGCAUUGCUUCGCACUGUGCCACUGCUGCGACUUUCAGGCCUGCGACUGCAAGAUGGAGUGCCCUGACAGGUGUUCCUGCUACCACGACCAGUCCUGGACCUCGAACGUGGUGGACUGCAGCCGGGCCACCUACGAGCAGGCCCUGCCGUCGCACAUACCCAUGGAUGCCACGCAGUUGUACCUGGAUGGCAACAACUUCCGGGAGCUGCAGAGUCACGCAUUCAUCGGGCGCAAGAGGCUAAAGGUGCUGCACCUGAAUCACUCCCGCAUCGAGGUGCUCCACAACCGCACCUUCUACGGACUUCUGGAGCUGGAGGUGCUGCAAUUGCAGAGCAAUCAGCUGAAAGCCCUGAAUGGCAAUGAAUUCCAGGGGCUGGAUAAUCUGCAGGAGCUGUAUCUGCAGCACAAUGCCAUAGCGACCAUCGACACGCUCACCUUUACGCAUCUGUAUCAUUUGAAGAUCCUGCGAUUGGAUCACAAUGCCAUCACCUCGUUCGCCGUGUGGAACUUCCUGCCCAGCUACCUGAACGAACUGCGACUGGCGGGCAAUCCGUGGAGCUGCGGCUGCGAGUUCAUCGACAAGCUGCGGGACUACAUGAACCGACACGAGUACGUGGUGGACAAGCUGAAGAUGAAGUGCGACCUGAUCAGUGGCAAUAGCACCCAGCAGAUGGUCAUUUACCCGGGAGCCGGUGAGGCCGGUUCGCUGCCCAUGGUGCAGUGCAGCCAAACCCUGCCACUGGGCCUGGACAAUAGCUUCAACUAUGCCGAACAGGCGGGUGGCGAGGGGAACGCCUCGAAUGCCACCUCCACGAAAAUGAUUCUGAAUCAGCCGCCGAAACAGGAUUACAUUCCCAUUCUGGUGGCCAUUCUAACGGCCUUCAUUUUCGUGAUGAUCUGCACCCUGUUGGUCUUCAUUUUCCGCCAGGAGAUGCGCGUGUGGUGCCACUCGAGAUUCGGCGUGCGACUGUUCUACAAUGCCCAAAAGGAUGUGGACAAGAACGAGCGGGAGAAGCUGUUCGAUGCCUUCGUCUCGUACUCCUCCAAGGACGAGCUGUUCGUCAACGAGGAGCUGGCACCCAUGCUGGAGCUGGGCGAACACCGCUACAAGCUGUGCCUGCACCAGCGAGACUUUCCCGUUGGCGGUUACCUGCCGGAGACCAUAGUGCAGGCCAUCGACAGCAGCAGGCGCACCAUAAUGGUGGUCAGCGAGAACUUCAUCAAGUCGGAGUGGUGCCGGUUCGAGUUCAAGUCCGCCCAUCAAUCGGUGCUGCGCGAUCGCCGCCGGCGUUUGAUAGUCAUAGUGCUGGGCGAGGUGCCACAGAAGGAGCUCGAUCCCGAUCUGCGUUUGUAUCUGAAGACCAACACGUAUCUGCAGUGGGGCGACAAGCUGUUCUGGCAGAAACUCCGCUUCGCUCUACCGGAUGUCUCCUCCGCGCAGCGAUCCACUGCCGCCGGCCAGGGUUGCCAUGUGCCGAUCAAUCAUGCCGCGUACCACCAUCACCAUCAUGUCCACCAGCAGGCGAUGCCGCUGCCCCACCCGGUGCAUCAUCAUCAGCAGCAGUUCAUGCUGCCCCCGCCGCCGCAGCAACCGGGCAGCUUCCGCCGACAGCCAUCGUUGCACCAACAGCAGCAGCAGCAGCAACAGCAACAGCAGCAGCAGCAACAGCAGCAGCAGCAGCAAUUGCAACAGCAGCAACUGCGCGGCAGCAACAACGCCACGCAGCAGCAGCAGCAGCAGCAGCAACAGCAGGCGGCCUUGCUGAUGGGCGGUGGGUCGGUGGGUGGGCCUGCGCCGCAGAUGAUUCCCCUGGCGGGUGGCAUCCAGCAGCAGAGCCUCCCAUUGCCGCCGAUCCAACCGACGCCGGCGUCUAGGAAUCUGCACAUGUGAGUGGGGUCACCAUUGAGUAGCGGGUCAGAGGCAAGGUCAGUGUGGGAGCAGCUGGAGAUGGCAGUGGAGCUAUGUUCUAUGAGACACAUAGGUAUUCAGUAUUUACUUUAUUGUUACUCUAUUGUUACAUAAAAAAAAGGGUAGGAUUAGGUAGCAGGUUCAAAGCUAUGUUUCUAAAAGUUAAUAAUCUAAUUGGUAAACUUCAAACACACUAAUGUAGCUAGAAAGCUCUAGAAGAUCAAACAUCAAUAUUUCUGCAAAACAACUUAUUUUAAUGACAACCACAACCGUUUUGUGCCCCCCAAAAAUAUCCAUAAAAGAUAAAUAGCUUAGACCCGACAUUUGUACGAUCUUGUUCAGUUAUGAAAGGUGAUCUAGAAUAUCUGAAGUCCGAAAAAAAAAUACUUACCCUCGCGAAUAACAAGUUUAACUUCCUCGGGUUUCAAACAAAAACAAAAAAAAAGGGGAAUUGCAUUCAAUAUGCAAAUGCGAGCGUUUAGCGAUAAAAGCCUAGUUACAUGUUAAAAUAGCAAAAGUAAAAGAAAAAUCGAGUGGGGAAAGAACAGGCAACACCAGUAACAAUAACAACAGCAACAAAAGACAACAGUAAAAUAGCUGGCGAGCCAGGCAAUUGUUGUUUGUUGGCCCUGUUCUGUUUUCUUACGGCCAGCUAUUUUCAGUUUCCUGGCUCGCAGCUAGAUUCUGAAAAUUGAUGUUGCAUGCAACACACCAACAGCAACUAGCAACCAGCAACUACACCGGGAAAAUUUAUCAAAUUUCAAUGGUUAUUUUUCAGUUUAAAAUUAGCUUUAUAAAUAAAAAAAAAUAGUUAAAAUUGCAGAGCAAUUCGGAAAUAUCAAUGAUAUGUUUACAUUUCAACAGGUCUCUUUGAAUAGAAGUUUUGAGAAAGAUGAUUUAUUCAUUUUUAAAAGUCAAAAUUAAAUUUUUUUUUAUAGAAAGUUUUGUUAUCGUAUUUAUUUCCCGUGUAGAUCCAACACCAACCAGUCAGUCAGGCAACAAAAGGCAGCAGGCCCAAAAGUAUUUCUCUUGGCUUUAUUUUUUUUUUUCGUCUUCCUUCUCCUUUAUUUAGUCGUUUUUCCAGCAUUUUUUUGUUUUUCUGUUUUCCCUCGUUUUCCCCGUUUGCAACGUUCAGUCGUUAGUUCAUCUUAACUGCUGCAUUUUGCUAUAACAAGCUCGACGUGUGUAGAAGAUACACCCGUGUAUCUGUAUCUGCAGCAGCUGUAGUCGCAUUCGCAUUCGCAUUCGUAUCUGUAUUCGUAUCUGUAUCUGUGAGUGCGCGGGUCGGGAAAAAUAGGCAACGCAAAGCAUCACAGAGCUCAUGUCUGGCUGGCCAAAAGGAAAAUGGUAACAAAAAGCAGACCUUAGACGUUAGAAAACCAAAAAACCUAGACCGUCUGCAGACAGUAGUUGUACGGUUUGAAAUUGGUUUUGGUUUCUGUUACUUCCCCUCUCCUCUUGAGCCACAAUUACAUGUGCUAAUCAAUGGCAGCAAAAUAGAUGGCAAAAAGAUGUUGCUGAUGGGAACAAUCGUGUGAGAAGAAAACAAUUGUAGGGGACUUAGCUCUGAUAAAACGGACUUACAUCCAACAAUUAAUGCCAGUUAAUUGUAUCCCAGUAUGGGUAGAUAAAGUCGGGGAAACAGAAUUCCCCUAUAAUAGAGCCAUUCGGCCAGAUCACGCUAUGCCCAGAUUUGAUUAGAAAACAAAGCUUUCUUUUUUUCCCCAGCUAGUCAGAGAUUAAGCAGAAGUAGUCAGAAUUUCCCAGAGUGAAACUUCCGACUGUGACCUUGCUGCAGAAGAAAAAAAGAUACAAGUUUCCCCGGCAGCCAGAGGAAAACCAAGGAAAAAUCGUUGUGGAGAGAUCAGCACGUGUGCUGGGUUGUGUGGGCCCCCAAAGUUGUGUUUUAGCCGAAAAUCGACAAGGCCAGAAUAGGAGGAACAUGAGAGCAGAGCCGUACAGAUUAGUUUGGUCUUGGCGAUUAAAAUCUACCUGGUUGUUUGCUACGCCCUCUCCAUCUCUGUCCAUCUUUGUCCAUCUCAGACAAUCUCCAGCUCCACUGCCUUGCCAAUUUAAAAAUGCAUUCCAAAAGCAAGAAACCAGAAAACUAGUUAACAAAGUAAACACACACUCUAGAUGGAUUCACUUGGCCUAGACCGUAAAGAGUUAAAUGUAAAUAAGUUAAAUGCUAAUCGUACGUUUAUUUGUUUAAUCAUUGUGAUAUUUUGUUUUAGCAUAAGCCCUAAUUUAUUAAGAUGAGUACCAAUUUCCUACCAACCUAUGUUUAGAAGUAAACUUAUCCUCAUUAGUUAGUCUAGUUCGUAAGCUAAUAAAUCGAAUCCGAAUCCAUCACCCCGCCUACGAGAUACAGCCAUAUUAAUUCUAUGAACAUGAUAAAAUUAUUGUACAUAAAAACCAAUUGAAAAAGGACUGUAUGCACUUACAUGAAAAGAAAAACGAAUUAUGCAACACGAAUCAAACAAAUUGAAAACAUAAAUCGACUGAUUACAUGUGUACUAUAUAUAAAUAUGCAUAACAUUUAACUAUGAUUUACUCGCCGCUUGUUGUAAAUAUUGUAACUACCCGCAAACCUACGGAUAUGUAUUUUAUUUUGUAAUUUUAUGUUUUCUAGUUUAUAGCAAAAAAAACAAUGAAAAGAAAAAGCGAAACACAAAAAUAUAUAAAUG